AUGCGUCCUCUCCCUCAGCCUCCUUGGAUGCGCCGCUAUCGUAGGAUAGUGCCCAGUAUUAUCGCCAGUAUCCGAGAUCAUCCUGAAGCAGUGGUACCAACUCUUGAGAGCAUUCCGCAAAUCGAUGAAUCUUUGAUGGCAACCGAACCGUUCUCUCCCUUUUCUUCCCUUAUCCGCGAUAUGCAAGAAACCGAAUUCAAACGCUGGGGAUUCGUCAUAUUUCGUUCAGUUUAUACGGAAGAGUCCCAAGCUCAGUGGGAGAGCUACAUCGACUUCUUCAAGGCAACAGUUGAGGAUAAGCUCAAGUACAUGGAGCUCUGGACACUCCUUGAGCCACAUCUUGAAUGGACUGUCAUGGAAGAUCGUGAAACUUUCGACAACGCCUCGAAGGAACAGGUACGAGAUAGAUUUUCUCAGUGGGUUUCCGAGCGAUCUAUUGAGAGGGAUGGUGCUGGAGCAGAGGAUCCGUUAGCGAUGUAUCUUCCGAGAUACAGAUAUUGUGUCUGUGUUGAUCAGAAAUGCCUCGACACCGUUGACCAAUACGCUGCCUGGGUCGAUGCAGGCGCUAAAGGUCAUAAAAGGGCUGUCGUUUGUGCCAUGCUAGACGCAAAAUGCGAGCCCGGAGGACAAGGCAGAAAUGGCUUCCCUUCUAUCGAAGGAUGUACCAAGGAAUACACAGGCUGGAUUUACACUGGUGUACAAGGCAUUCCCGCACUCUACGACAGCCUGUUUCAUCAAGCGUUGAAAGAACAAGAUGUCCCGAGGCCCCCUGGAGUGAAGCUCGGCAGUCACUUAAUGCCCAUUAAUUAG
This is a messenger RNA of Fusarium subglutinans, 810 nucleotides long. RefSeq lists its product as uncharacterized. NCBI's taxonomy places the organism in Eukaryota, Fungi, Ascomycota, Sordariomycetes, Hypocreales, Nectriaceae. Bases 1 to 810 code for a protein of 269 amino acids. The record is from RefSeq and is a predicted model, not a curated record. The transcript has a single exon.